AUGGCCGUCACCAUCACCAACACCGUUACGCCUCUGCCCAAGCUCAAGCUCAACACUGCUGGCAAGGAUCCCAUUCCCAAGUGGGUACCACCGCCAGAGACCCAGGAGGACCUCGAGUGGCAGGACCUGCGCGUCCUUGACCUCGCGCUCCUCGAUGGCACGCCCGAGCAGCAGAAGCAAGUUGAGCAGACAUGCAAGGAUGCUGUCACCAACGAAGGGUUCUUGCUGAUCGUCAAUCAUGGCGUCGACGAUAACACCAUGCAGCGCGUCUUUGACCUUGCCAAUUGGAUCUGCAACGGGGACGCCAUGAGCGAUGAGGAUAAGAAGGAGUACGAAUGGGACCGUGAGAAUGGAGACUGGAUGGGCUACAAGCCCCCCAAGGGUUGGGGUGAGAAAGGGCGGGAGGACUACGACCAUAUCGAGGCGUACAACUUCUACGGCGCAUGCUGGGAGAAGAACCGCCUCCCACCGAAGAUCAGGCCCUAUGCCGACGAAAUCCUGGCGUACGCCGAUCACAUGCAUAACCACGUGGGUCGUCGACUAUACCUCCUCCUUUCACGCAUUCUCGGUCUGUCCGACGAGGCCCUAUGGCAGAAAGUUCCAGGCAAAAAUUCCAUCUUACCGCACUCGUCCUACUGUCGCUUCCAAGUGUACCACCCGCUGAAGGACGAGGACAGAGCGACAGCUGAUAACAUCUUGCCCAACCACACCGACCACGGCGCUACGACGUUCCUGCCUAGCCAGCCGGUCAGCUGUCUCCAGAUCCUGGGCAAGGACCAGAAGUGGCGUUGGGUGCCUUACCGGAAGGGUGCACUCGUCUGUAACUUGGGCGAUGUGAUGGAGAUCCUGUCGGGAGGGAUCUUGAAGGCGACGAGGCACAGGGUGUGCAAGCCUCCUGCCGAUCAGCAAGGCUAUGAGCGAGUCUCGGUCUGCUCAUUCAACCACGCCGACCAGGAUCUUGCCUUGGAACCACUUGAAAAUGCCCCCCUCAUCAAGCAACUUGGAGUACAGCGCGACUCUGAGGUGUACGGCGCGUUCUGUAAAGCGAUGGAACGCGGGGAGAAGAUUCCCAAGUUUGGCGAGUGGAAGACACUGCGCAACAAGAAUGCCCAGGAACCCACAUCCAAGUUCGUAGAGAUAAAUGGUGUGCCGCACAGAGAACACAUUGUUGGUGGCGUCAAAGUAUAUCGCCAGAUCUAG
Molecule: messenger RNA, 1200 nt
Organism: Thyridium curvatum
Lineage: Eukaryota; Fungi; Ascomycota; Sordariomycetes; Thyridiales; Thyridiaceae
Exons: 6
Coding region: 1-1200 (399 amino acids)
Molecular function (GO): dioxygenase activity
Source: RefSeq, a predicted model, not a curated record